Dentiscutata erythropus is the source of this 124-nucleotide messenger RNA. NCBI's taxonomy places the organism in Eukaryota, Fungi, Glomeromycota, Glomeromycetes, Diversisporales, Gigasporaceae. The record is from the annotation of a GenBank genome assembly.
AGGAGUUUCAAACUCCGCCGAAACGAAGUUUGAAACUCCGACAAAGCGGCGAAGUCAUAUAACUUAUGGAAUUCGAAUUCCCAUGAAAAUGGUCGGUGAACCAAAAUCGGGGUUAAGUGACCAC